Chaetomium fimeti is the source of this 3022-nucleotide messenger RNA. Its product is annotated as YjeF-related protein N-terminus-domain-containing protein. Gene Ontology annotation, biological process: P-body assembly; deadenylation-independent decapping of nuclear-transcribed mRNA. The coding region runs from base 264 to 2540 and encodes 758 amino acids. Gene Ontology annotation, molecular function: mRNA binding. Gene Ontology annotation, cellular component: P-body. The record is from RefSeq and is a predicted model, not a curated record. Lineage: Eukaryota; Fungi; Ascomycota; Sordariomycetes; Sordariales; Chaetomiaceae. The transcript has 3 exons.
GGGGAGCAGACAGAAGAGAAGCAAGCACGACCACCGCAAUCCCGCAUCGUGCCUGGCAACAAAACCCCGAACGUACGUCACGCAGUGCACUCGGACCGUCUAUUAAGCACUGGAAUAGUACAGCUCCUGACUCGACAGUACGCCCAAAGUGCGAAUUUCGCCGCUACAAGAAGUUUCCAAGCUGAGCACGCGGAUCUGUCGAUUCCUGCUCAGAGACAGUCCAGCAACAUUCAGCUCCAAAAACACCCCUCGAUUCUAUCGCCAUGGCCUCGGAAUUUAUCGGCCUGCAGAUGGUGGUCACGGUGCGCGGUACUCCGCCAAUGCUCCUCAAAGGCACCGUCAGCGCUGUCGAAGCUGGUGCUGGCCUAACUCUUAGCAACGUCUGGGUCCUCAAUACCAACGAGUGGAAACCACGCCUCACUAUCCCCUCGGAAGACAUCGUCGAUCUUUCCGAGGUCAGCAACAAGCCUACGCCACCCGUCACAUCUACCGCCGAGCCAAAUAUACCGCCCGUCGCCCCUCCAGUUGCCCAGAAGCCUCCCCCGCAACCAGCGUUUGUUGACCCCGCGAUCGUGGCCAUGGGGAAACCUCCGGCUGCUGCAUCAUCGAGUCGCGCACCCGAGCCCCAUCCGUUGCCUAAUACGAGCGAGAAGCGGGACCCAGGACAUGUCGUUAUUCCUUCGGUGCCAGCAGCGAGUACAUCCCGGGAGGUCACGCCCACAAACCUAGUCGCUACAUCUCUGAAGGCGUUAAAACUUGACGCUCCCGUUCCACCCGCCGAGUCGACCGAGGAGGGGGCUGCCGAAGCCGCCCUGGACUACGGCGAGAUGGCUGGGCAAAAGAAAAAGAGGCGGCAGCGGAAGCCGGGGAAUGCGAAGACGGUGUCACAUCAGGACUACGAGGCGUCACCUGCGGCUUCGGCAAAAACUGCCGGUAAGGGGAAGGGCUGGAGGCAGACGCCUAUCUUGCAGAGUACGGCCUCUUUCCAGCCGUUCAACUCCCUCAAGAGGAACCGCAAGGGCCCGCAGGCCGUCGACAACGGGUGGGCCUCCGAAGACGUUACUGACGUCCAAGAAAUGGGAGAAUUCGAUUUCGAGGGCAGCCUGGCGAAAUUUGACAAGCAGAACCUGUUCGAGCAAAUGAGGAAGGAUGACCAAGUCGACGAAGCCGACCGUCUGGUGUCUCACAACAGGGUACCCCGUGCGAAACCGGGGACUGCGGGUGGCAAGAAUCUGCACUACUCGGAGAGCGUGCUGGAUACUCCCUCGGCAAUUCUGAAGGCACCUAAGGAGAGGCCAGCAUCAAAAGAGACGCCCAAUGACUUUUGGAACAGCGAAGCCGACGAUGGGAUCCCUCGCGGCGAGCGGUUGAGCGGUCGAGACCAAGGCAUGGGCAGUAGGCAGAGCUCGCGCCGUGGUGAAGUCAAAGGCACGGCAGGUCGGCGGUCACAAUCACGCAAAGCCCACGAGAUGGCGAGGACAGGGUCAGGCCCGAGCAGAGUCAACUCUGGUCUCCCGACGCCUGCCGCGCCGCAGAGUCUCUACGUGCUGCCGUCAAACCGGCGAAUUGAGACCGUCUCGGCACUGCAGAUGUUCAACCUCGAGAACAUUGCGCACAACGAGAUCGGGCUAACCGAGGAGAUGAUGACAGAAAACGCCGGUCGCGGCCUCGCCGAGGUGACGCUCACUGCUCUCUCAGACCCCGCCAUCAAGGUACGGCACGCCGGUAGCGUCGACCCAACCACAAACACCCCCCCACCACAGACGGUUGUCGUGCUGGCGGGGAAUAACAAGUCCGGCAGCCGGGCCAUCGCGGCGGCGCGGCACCUCCGUAACAAGGGUAUCAACGUGCUCGUGUGCGUGGUGGGCCUCGAGCGCGGCGAGCGCGACCUCCUCGAGGACGUACAACAACAAGUCCGGCUGUACCGCAACCUCGGGGGGCGGGUGUUCGCCAAGAGCGACUUCUUCGAGCACAUCCGCAAGAUCAGCAUCCCCAUGCUGACCAUCGACACCCCCCGGGCCUCGCUCAGCAGCCUGGCCAACCCGGCGCCCGUCAUGCUCAUCCUCGACGCGCUCCUGGGCCUGGCCAUCUCGUUCGGCGAGCUGCGCAACGGCGACCAGGCCACCGUCUACGAGCUCAUCGAGUGGGCCAACCGCAACGAGGCCUUCGUCCUCGCCGUCGACGUGCCCUCGGGCGUCGACCCCUCGUCCGGGCGCGUCAGCCUCGUCGACGGCAACCGCCUCUACGUCAAGCCCCGCUACGUCGUCGCCGUCGGCGCCCCGAAGAGGGGCCUGCUCGAGGCCAUGGUCGCGGCUGAUAACGAUGAUGGGGACACUAUACUGGCCGGCGAGGCGCCCGUGCCGGUGCCCGACGAUGGCGUGCUCGAGUGGAAGCUGUAUCUGGUGGAUAUGGGCCUGGGCCAGGCCGUGUGGAAGAAGGCGGGGACGAAGAUGCGGAAGGGGGUAGACUUUGGCGAGCGCUGGGUGCUGGAGAUGAGGUAUCGCGGGAUACCGAGCGGGGAGGUGGAGGAGGUUGCUUGAGUACCUACCUAGGUCGUCUCUGGGGAGGUGAGGUGGUGUGGUGUUGAAGAGGGGGAGUGGCUUUUGACACUUUUGGAGGCGGUGUGAUGACGUGCAUGGUUUCUACGGCAUAUUGCAUUUGAGCGGGGUUAUGAUCUUUUUCUUGGUUGGGUUGACAUUAAGCAUGGCGUUUGUUACGUGGCGGUUUUGGGCGGUUGUAGCAUAUGUUUAAAUAUGGAGGUCAUGGACCUGGGAUUCAAGGAAGAGUGAACCAUUUAGGGGGUGUUUGUUGGGGGAAGGGUUAUAGCUACCUACCUGGGUAAAGUAGUUACGCUACCUAUGGUGGUGACACGUGCUACUACCUUUUACUCUAAAGCUGCUUGGUUGUUAUUUGGUCUAGCUGGUAUUUGUAGAUGUGCUGGUAUUCUAUCGUCGGGCUAUAUGUGACACCCGUAGCAUCAUGUUGGAUUCGUAUUUGCAAAUGGCUUGAUGUUUGGUAAUAU